UAAUUACCCGUCGGCACCCGAUGAUUACCGACAAUCACCGAAGGGGAGGAAGACUGUUUUGUUUACAAACAGUCUUCCUCCCUGUCAGCUCGAGCACACUGCUCGGGAUGGCUGUGCACAGUACAGCAAUCCCAGUCUGUGUGCUUACAGUAAAGAACACCCCCAGCACCCUAGUAAAACACUCCCAGCACAUAGCACUGAUCACUGUAUUGGUGUCACUGGGGAUGUCAGUGACACCAAGUUAGUUCCCCCCCAGUGUCAGAAUGUCUGCCGCAGUCCCGCUAAAAGUCGCUGAUCGCCGCCUUGGUGUCACUGACAUCCCCAGUGACACCAAUACAGU
Messenger RNA from Staurois parvus, 340 nucleotides. Lineage: Eukaryota; Metazoa; Chordata; Amphibia; Anura; Ranidae. The record is from the annotation of a GenBank genome assembly.